AUGACAGCCAAGAUGGACGUUGCCACGCUCGUGGCGCAGAUGAACGAGGCCCUCGCAUCGAUCCACGCGACGAUCGAGGGCCUGUCGACGUCCGCCGCCGAGAGCGACACGAAACUUGACGAGCUCGAGCAGAAGCGCGACAUGACGCUCGCCGAGCUCAAGGCCGCGUAUGAAAAGGAACAACAAGAGCUCGCGGCCGCACGCCAGAAGGAGCUGGACGACAUUGCGGAGCAGCGGCGCAGGGAAGACGAGGAGCGCGAAGCCCGCCGCCGCCGAGAGGACGAGGAGCUCGCGGCUCGCAAGGCCAAGGAGGACGAGGAGAAGAAGGGCACGUUUGACACCACGACCCGUAAUGUCGAGGACGAGAUGGACGACCUCAUGGAUAGCAUCGAGGAGGAGACGGCCAAGAAGAUUGCCCAAGGCGAAGCCAAGCUGGCGGAGCUCGAGGAGAAGAGAAGAGAACUCAACCGCUUGAUCGAAGAGCAGAUGAAGGCAGCGGUGCCUCCGAUCCCGACGCGGAAGCGUGCCAGAACGGUCCGGAACUCCAGCGCCGUCCCAUCCGCCGAACCGUCCCCUCUGCCACCGGCCGAGACCCUCGCCGAGCAUGCCGCGGGAAACAAAGGCGCAGAAGAGGAAGAAUCAAUACCAGGCGAGGGGACGGCGGAGGAGGGACUUGAAGGUGACGACUCCCGGCCACAUCCCGAAGAACCCGUGGCUGAAAAGAAUGUGGAGGAGGGCGCUAGCACCGAGGGGACACAGCCCGGCGAGGACUCCGGGGAGACGCCCCCGACCGAGACGGUGUCUCCCGAAGAGCCUGCCAAGGACGAGACGACUCCCCGGGAGCCGGCUGUUGAGGUGGAUAUACCGGCAGAGGCUUCCGAGCCCGAGGCCGAGCCGGAGCCGGCGGAAGACACCAACCAGGAGACCGCCCCGGACGAUCUCGGCGACAGCUCAUCAGUCCUCAACAGCGAAGACCACAAAGAGGAUGUCCCGGAAGAGGUUGAAGAGAAGAUUGCCGAGGUUCCGGAUGCUGUUCUUGCAGAAGAGAACAGUGUUUCUCAGUCUGAGAUGCCCGAGACGACAUCCCGAAGUGUAACGGCUGAGGAGCCCGUCGCCGAGGAGCCACCCACCGAAGAGACACCUACUGAAGAGCCGGCACCUGAGAAAACUCCUUCUGAAGACACCCCGAACGUUGAGGAAGCCUCCGCUGUCGAAGAAACUCCUGCCCCUGAAGCGACUGCAGCUGGUGAGACGCCAGCUGGAGAAGCAGCCGGAGAGGAAACGCCCGCCACGGAGGACACUCCGGCAGAAGAAACCCCAGAAACAGAAGAGACCUCCAAGGAAGCCCCUUCUGACGAUGAAAUUCUCAAAGAAUCCCCCGAAUCUGUAGAGGCAUCGGCGUUGGAAAGAGGCGCCUCUGAUGAUGGCGGCAAAGAGGAUGUUCCGGUCGGAGAGAACGCAACUGCCCCCGAGCCCGCUGAGACCGUCGAGGAGCUGGAAGAGCAGCCUUCUGAAGAGACAACCGCGGUCGAGCCUUCCAAGGAGCAGACUGCCGACCAAAGGAGUGAUGCUUCACCCGAACUGAGUCCUGUGAACGAGGAUGAGAAUACCCCAAUGGCGGUUGAAGAGAAGGCUAAUGGCGAAGAUGCCGACGAGACCGUGGGAGAAGACUCUACGCCUGAGUUCUCCAUAAGGGCCGUAGCCGACGCUGAGCAGGUCGUAGGGGAGGCCCGGCCAGAGACCAACGACGAGCAAGCUGAAGCGCACUUGGGGGACGCCCACGACGUCCCCGAUGUCGUCUUUACGCCUGAUGCAGAGGAGACAGACGAGAAGGCGUCUCCUGGAGAAGAGGCCCUGCUUCAAGACGAGGAUGCCACUGUCGCGGGGUAUUUCGUCGCAGAUGAAUCCCCAGUAAAGGAUGGAGCCGCUUUUCAAGAACGCACUCAGCUCGAAGACGACACCGUGACUCUAGAGUCCUCUUCAGCUGAACCGACGGAACCUCUGGAAGAGGCCAGGAAUCCUGCUUUGGGGGAGAUUGCCAAAGAGAUCGAUGCUCUCCCAACCGAGGACGUGGUGCCAGAGCAAGAAGAUAACCAGCAGGAGGAGACUGAAGCGUCACUCGAACAGCAAGCCCCCGAGGAUGUCACAGUUCAAGAUGAGGUCUUUGAUUCCCAGGAUGCUACCGCGGAAAAGGAUUCAGAGAACCAAGACGACUCCCAGCUCGUGAAUGAAACGCUUCAGGCGGAGAAGCCUAACGAGCCUGAAUUUCCAACGGAAGAGACGGCGUUCUUACAGGAAGACAACUCUCAGGUUGAGGCUCCUGCUACAGACUCCCAGGGACCCGAGGAUGGCCCGCUCUCGGAAGAGACUCUUGAUCCCAAGGCGCCUGUCGAUGAGGUCAGAAUCGAACAAGAGCCUUUGAAUGCGGAUGAAUCCCGAGCGCAAGAUGAGACCCCUGCUGAAGACGAAGUCGAAGCCAAGGAGGUCCCGAGCGCUGAGGAUGCGCCAAAGAGAGAGGACUUGGUUAAAUCGGAAGCCGAGGACCCCGUCCAAGGUGAAGCGUCUAUCGAGAAGAAGGCCGAAGCCACGGCAGCUGAUGGCUCAUAUGAGGAGGAAGCUGGCCCAGAAAGCGCCGUGGAGACAACUGCUUCCGAGACUAUCGACACGAGGGAAAUCAAGCUCGCCCAGGCAGAGUAUGUCUCCGAGAAACCGUAUCCAGAGGAUUCUGGGGCGUUUCCAACCGAGGAUGUUACUCCAGACUCGACGGCAGAACCUGACGAGGCCCAAGAAAAGGAAGAUGUUACCGAAGAAGCCACUCAAGACGCUGCGGUGGACGGCCUCUCCAAUGAAAUCGUCGACCAAGAGACGGCACCAUCGGAGAGCGCGGCGCAGGCCCAGAUCGACUCCCCAGAAGGCCAAGCGGAAGUCAGUGGACCGGUCCAGACCUCCCAAGAGGAGGGAGAAGCUGUCCGGGACCCGGCAGACGGGUAUCAGACGACUGACGACGCUGAUGGCUCUGUUCUUCUCAACAGCCAAGAUGAGGUCAAGCAGACGCAGCUGCCUCGGUCAGAGGACAAUGAAGAACAGGAGGAUCAGAGCCCGUCUGGGCCAGCAGAAAAUCAACCGGAAGAGACAAUCCCCUCAGAAGAACAUGAGAAGCAUUCUCCCUCGGCCCUGACGCCGGUUGAGACAGAGGAGCAAGAUGCCGAGACCUCCGCCACAGCCCCUUUCCACGAUGAGACCGCGAGCCCGCUUACACAAGUCCACGACGAAGACUUCAACGAGGUCAGAGAGAACCAAGAUGAGGUUACCAACUCGAUUGCAAACGAAGAGACUAUCGAGACUGAGGUCGACGACGCUCAAGAACAUGUGUACAAGAUGUCGGUGGAUGAGGAUGACGUUGACGACGUGAGCCACGUCGAUGAGUACCACCAACACGACGACGACGGUGUCGCGCUCAAAGAGUCCCCAAGUCGCGAAGUGGACGUCACGUUGGAUCCCACGCAGCCCGAUGCCCACCACGCCGAGGUCGGAGUCGUAGCCUCGUAUCACCAGGACGCGAGCUUCGACGAUGCUGACCGUUUGAGCGAGCCCGACAUCGACACCUCCGCCAUCACCGAGAACACGGAGCCCGAUGCGCCAUCUGUCGAUGAAAGCUCCGGUGAAGCCUCAAUCGUCGAAGCGUACUUCCAUCCCGAGUCUGUGAGCCGCGAUAUCUCUGCAGACCCGGAUGCCACGCUCGACAGCUCCUACAUGGCCGAGGCGCUGAGCAUGACGGCGGACCAGAGCUAUGAGCAGGACCAGAGCUAUGAGCAGGACCAGCAUCACGACAGCUUCUUACCGAAUUCCAGUGUCCAUGAGCAUCGUGAGGAUAGCGAACAUUUUGCAUCGAGGCAAGCCCUUUUCGACGAGGAAGAUGACAACGUAACUUCUCCUACUCAGAGCGUCGGGGCAGAGAGCGACGUGGAUGAGCCGUCCGAGGACUCAUACAACCCCUUUUCCAGAGCCAGAGCCACGACUUUCGAGCAGCCGGCAUACCAACCGUCGGACAACAUCCCGUACAACCCGUUCGCACUGCAGACGGUCAUCGAGGAGGAGACGCCGCAAGAAUCGCACAACCCUUUCGCCAGGAGGAGAACCGUUGACGUUGACGACGAGGCGUCAGAAGCCUCUUACAACCCCUUUACUCGCAACACCACGACCAGCGCCGCCGCCGACAACUUCCUACGCUCAGCCAGCGCCCUCGGCCACAGCCAGCCGUCUUCGCCCGAGCAAACAUUCGCCCGGUCAGCCAGCGCGCAAGGACGUCGUCGUGACAGCGUCAGCUCCAACAACCCGUUCGCCAGGAGCAUGAAGCCCGACGACCAGAAGAACCUCUGGUCAACGACGGCGGCCAGUACCCGUGGACAGCAUGAGGCGGUAACGCACUCGUCCAACAACCCCUUUGCCCGGAGCGCCUCGGCACAGGGCUACUACGAGCCGGACGACGCCGACACGGACAGCGAAACCGACGACGAGGAGGCGCUCGCGGCGGCCGAGGCAACAUACAAGAACCUGUUCCCCGCCGGCCACGGCUCCCCGAACGCCAACAACGGGUUCGUGUCGGCUGCUCAGGGCAUCGAGCGUCGGCAGCCCACGCCGCAGGUCCCGGACUCGAUGUACAACAAUCCCUUCGCUUCGAGAAGAGGCGACGACGUCGACGAAGCGAGGUUCCACCGGGGUCUCUCGUCGUCCCCAGCGGGCGGGCAUGACUACUACACGUACUCGGACGCGGAUGCCGAAGGAGGACUUGACGGACCGACGAGCCCGGUCGCUCACCACUUCGUCCAGGAGAGCAGCCCGAUCUCGGCCCGGCACCUCGCCUCUACGAACCUCGAGAGCAUCCAAGAGCGCUACAACAGCGAGCUGGAGGACAUGGACUCGGAAUCAGAGGGGCCGGAGAGCCUCACAACCUCGCAGCAGCUGCCGGGCCGCCCGCAAAGCCGCGGUGUCGUGCCCGCCAUGCCGAGCAUCGCCGAGCGGUCUCACCGGGACUUUGACGAGUCUGACGAGGAGGGAGGAGACUGGGAUCCUCAAGCUCACGCUCCUCGAACCAGCAGCCAGAUCGAUACGUUGUUGACAUCCUCCGAGUACAGACCUGCCCCUCCCCCUACCCGUCCCCCGCGUGUCCCGAAUUCCCAAGACGUCUACAACCAAGAGGAGGUGGGAGAGUCAUCCGAAGACGACGGAGACAUCUUCCGCUCGAAUCCUGCCCCAUCAGCUCACCCGAGUACCAUCUCACCAUCGCAGUAUAGCGCAACACCUCCAUCGCUGCCAAGGCCGCCUCCCCCACACAUGCUCAUCUCACAGGACCGCCACGAACAGCAGCAAGCGGAAGACUCGUUGGAGGAGGAAAGGGAUGGAUGGGACGAUGCCUUCACUGCCGUACAGCCAAGCACUCACCUGACCGGGCAGUUGGAAGCCACUGCCCCCCAUCCGCCUCCUCCACAUGCCGCCCCCGGUUCAGAGGGUUUCCAUCAUCAUCAUCAUCAUCAUCAUCAUCAUCAUCAUCAAGAGCAGCCGGACUCAAGUGAGGACGACGAAGCCCCCCAUAGCCAAAACGUUGCUCGGCCUGGUCAGUUCCCCUUUUCAUCAUCAGUAUCAUCGUCUCAGUUCAGGGCCGCUUCGCCCUCGACCCAGCCUCCGGGAUACGCAGUCUCUCAGGUACAGGAUAGACAGGGUUUCGAGGGCUCAGAGGACGGGGAGGAUGCGUGGGACUCGAACGCCACUCGGCCCGGUCAGAUUCCAAUUCUAUCGACGUCGCAGUACAGGGAGACUCCUCCACCGCCUCCGCCUCCGCGUCUGCGCGCACCCAGCGCACAGGACCGUCACCAUCAGGAUCUCCAGGAUUCCGACAGCGGCGACGAGAAUGAGGAGGCAUGGGAAGCUAAUACAUAUGGUCAGACAACGGACAUAACGGGCAAAAGCAGCCCGAUGGGGAACAACCGGAUGGAAGUCGACACAGGGAUCUCAUCGACGCCCUCGGGAUCGGAUCCGAUGAUGGCCUCCAGCCCGCCGCCGCCGACGCCAUCGUCCUCAGCAAACCCAGUGAUUUCCGACAGCCCGGUGUUACCUCCAACCAUCCCGGCGAGGUCAGUAUUCAGGGACUCGGCACUGGCAGCAAGCAGCCGGGGCCUACAAAGUCGUCCAAGAGAAGAAGACGGGGGAGAAAGCGAUGAUUCCUGGGAGAACAUCGGGCAGCGCGGCGAGGCAAACGCCGUCGGCGUCAACGACAACAACGACAGCAGCAGCGUCAACAACAAUAUCGAUGACGACAACGACGACACGGCAGCAGGCCAGACAACAUCUAACACGGCCACUCCUCAGCUGCGCGUCGACAGCUACGAGCAACGGUGGCCCAACGGGAGCAACGACCAGAUCUCCACGGCGUCGACGUUGCUCCAGCCGUCGGGACCUGGGGACUUCACCGACACCGAGUCUCAGGGGUACGUGACCCCGUUGCCGUCGGCCGGGUUCAGCGCGUCUUCGCAGUACACGCAAGCCGCCACGGACUCGCCGCGACACCCGGACUCGGCCGGCAUGAAGGACGUCUACGAUCAGAGCUCCAACCGGGGUGCCGCGAGCUCGCCGUACGACCAAGACAUAUCGACAGUAUCGUACGGCCAUGCAUCGUCACUGGCAGAUGAGCUUGCCCGGGACAACAACGACGAUGACGACGAUGACUCGGAGUAUGACAGCGAGUACGAUCACACUCAAGCACCUGCGUUCCUCACCCAGAUCGGCACUGCUCAGCAACAACACGAGCAGCAACAGCUUCAACAGCAACUCGAAUCCAACGAGCCAGUCCUGGAGCAGGUCGUCGACUCGUUCCACAGCGACGACGACGACGACAACGACGACGUCGAGGGACCAAAGACGGCAGUCAUCUCGACGGACGGACACCCCCUGCAGUAUGCCUCGGCCCGGUUUGGUGCCACUUCCUGGCGGGACGAGCUCCGGUCUCCCACCCUGUUCGGGGCCACGAGACACAGCCGCUCGGGGUCCCUGAGAGAAGAGUUCCAGAGGUCUCUUCAUCAGGAUGCCGAGGCCAGCCAUCCCUCGCCCCUUCAGUCUGCUCAUCAGAUCCAUGCCAAACCCGAAGAGCAGAGGCAAAACUCGGACGAGGAACAGCCAUCUCAGGUUUAUCACCAUGAGCCCUUCGAUCAACAAGCGGUUCAGACACAUGAACAAGGGACGUCGUUUGGUCAACAACCGUCGUCUCAAGUCCACAGCCAUCAAGCCCCUGAGCCUGAGGUGCAAGUGACCGAGGUCGAGGCAGAAGAGGAACACGAGCAGACAACUCCUCAGUUGGCACCCCAAAGUGAGCAUGCGCCUGACAUCAGCCCCCUCGCUCUGCAACAGGAGUCCCCGGCGACGCCGUCUCCUUCCCGCGGUCUCGCCUUCAGCAGGCACAAUCCUGACCGACCGCAGACGCCGCCGGCACAGUCCGCCCCGAGGGAAGAGGAAGAGGAGGAGGCCAUUGACCCCGAGUUGAUGAUCCCGCGGGACGUGACCAACGUCCCGUGGCACGCGCGGACCGACUCGGUGCCGCACUCGAUGCGCAGCCAGAGCACCAUCGACUCCAUCGCCUCGUCGCCGGUGCACUCGGCCCUGCACGCCGACAAGCACGAGCCCGUCAUCCGAGACUCGUGGCCGGCGUCCGUCCAGCACCUGACGAGGCCGCGCAACGACUCGGCCCUGACGGACCGGGACCGGGACGACUACGACCCCUUCCGGUUCGAAGGCGCCGCCACCGCCAAGCAGCUUGUGGGAGCCGGAGCCGGAGCCAUGCGCGCGCCCUCGGGCUCCAUCGGCUCCAGCUCCGACAGCCCGCCGCGGAACACGGCGUCGAACGGGUCCCCCGGCAGCCUCAUCAGUAGGAUGCGCGGCAUCUUCGAGAGCGCCGCCCAGGCCAAGCAGGAGCCGUCGACGAGCCCGGUCCGGUCGCGGCCUGUGUCGGGCGUCUUUCACUCGGUCCGGCGCAACAGUACCAAGCCCGGGGGUGAGGACGGUGACGGAGUCGGAGUUGGAGUCGGACCCGGAACCGGCAGCAACCCGGCAUACGGGCGCAAGGCCGGGUUCCUCAACGAGGCCGAGGACGAGGCCGACGAGAAGAGCGCGCUCCUGCGAAGCUCGACAGGCGGGCUCGAGGCGAAUUGA
Messenger RNA from Colletotrichum destructivum, 8199 nucleotides. RefSeq lists its product as uncharacterized. Bases 1 to 8199 code for a protein of 2732 amino acids. NCBI's taxonomy places the organism in Eukaryota, Fungi, Ascomycota, Sordariomycetes, Glomerellales, Glomerellaceae. The record is from RefSeq and is a predicted model, not a curated record. The transcript is spliced from 2 exons.